Thunnus maccoyii (southern bluefin tuna) is the source of this 4640-nucleotide messenger RNA. RefSeq names its product zinc finger protein 296 (gene znf296). Gene Ontology annotation, cellular component: nucleus. Gene Ontology annotation, molecular function: RNA polymerase II cis-regulatory region sequence-specific DNA binding; DNA-binding transcription factor activity. The record is from RefSeq and is a predicted model, not a curated record. Gene Ontology annotation, biological process: positive regulation of transcription by RNA polymerase II. The coding region runs from base 574 to 2754 and encodes 726 amino acids. Lineage: Eukaryota; Metazoa; Chordata; Actinopteri; Scombriformes; Scombridae. The transcript is spliced from 3 exons.
UUUCUUUUAGUUGUAUGUUUAUGUCUGUGCAGCAGUCACAGCUGAUGAACAAGGAGGGGGAAGAAAGGAGAACUGAAUGUUGCUCUGCUUUGGUUUAGUUUUGGAGACACCUGUGGGAAACCAGUGAGGUAGUUGCUCGGAGCCGCUGAGGAGGAACUAUAGACGCUUUGUGAAAACCAGGAAAGAGUGGUGCGUAAAAGAGAAAGAGCUUUAAUGUGACACAAGUGCGUGUUUAUGGACUGUGUUACUAGCCGAGGAGGGGCGGGGUCAGGGUCGUCGGAGCGGCGCGGGGGCGGGCGGUGCCUACAGUCGCCCAUGCCCCCUUUUGCCCUCCGCUCGCUGCGGGGGAAGAAGCGUGAACUUGAACGCCGCCUUCAGUGAUCAGUGCGAGUCCGGGCAGAGAGAGAAAGAGGCCAGCCACUCUUAUCAGUCUGUCUGUCCCCCGUCGCUCGGCUUUCGGUCAACUUAUCGGAGAAGGAGCAGCUGGAGGGAUUUUUUUUUUUUUUUUGCUUGGUUUGGGAGGGUUUGCUGUUUGGGACCCAGAAAGGUGCCAAACGCGGAACGCUCGACGCGAUGUCCAGACGCAAACUUGGAAGCAGACCGCAGCACCUGAGUGCAAUUCAAGAUGCCACCGAUACAGCGGAUGGCACCGGUACACCAGAGGACCAUCCUCCCGCUCCACAGGUCCAAGCUGCUGACGAGGGCCGUGACCUUCUGACCUGUGGCCAGUGCAGCCGGGCCUUCCCACUCGCCCACAUCCUGGCGUUCAUCCAGCACAAACAGGGCGGCUGCCGGUCCCAACACCAAGCCCCUAACGCCAGCGCCACGCCCCCCUCACCUGCCAACCGAGCACAGCAGCAUGUCACCUGCUCUGAGCUGGGGCCGGGGUUCAUCGAGCUGAGGAGAGGGGCGGUCAGGGACAGCGUCUGGGGGGCGGAGCCCGGCAUGAAGGUGAAGGCGGAGCUCUGCAAAGCAGUGCCUGGCGAGCCCUCCUAUUUUACCUGCCAGCAGUGUGAAGGCGUGUUUCCAUCUGCAUGGGUGCUCUUACAGCACGCUCAGCACAUACACUCCUUCAGCAUCUACCAAGAGGACGAGGAGGAUGACAUAGACAUGAGAGGAGGAGAAAGAGGAGGUCUUAAAGAGCACAAACCUGCUGCAGCCACUCUGGACCCGCGUCACCUUGGCCAAGCGCUUGCCUCUGCCUUCCAGCCCUCGGCCCUGCGCCUCGGUCGCUCCCGUCAGACACACACCACCUCCUCCUCCAGUAACCUGCAGGCUCUGAACUUCUCAGUGCGGCUCAGGGAGCUUGCCGAGGGGAAUAAUAACACCAGCAGCGGCUUUCCUGGAGGCCUGGUGCUGUCUCCAUCCUCUUCUCCACCAGCCGCUUCUCCCUUUCCUCAAACUGGUGGCCUCCAGGCUGACUUCCACUGUGAGCUGUGUGACAUGAACUUCCAAUCUCUGCGCGCUCUGUCCGCCCACCGCCGGACUCACGCCUGCGAGAGCCCCUAUCACUGUGGAGUGUGCGGGCAAGCCUUCACCCAGAGCGGCCAGCUGGCCCGUCACAUAAGGAGUCAUCACAGGGAGGCUGGAGGUGGAGGGAGUGGAUACGAGUCAUUGGAGAUGGUCGUCAUGGAGGAGGAUGUAGGGAGGCAGGGGAUGAGAGGGAGGUUUCAAAUGCAGCCAGCUGCAAUCAUGGGAAAGGGGAUGGUUAGUGCAGACGUGAGAGCCCAGGCCCCCUCCGAGCUGGACCUGACCCUGCCCAAACACCCCUCCUUAGCUUCAGGCCUGAUGCUGCUGACCUCACAGGUUAGACCGGCAGACAGGGAGCUGCUAAGGCUGUACCAGCGCCAGAGAGAGGGAGGGGAGGAGGAAGCAGAGGGGCAGGGGGAGCCCCAGCACACCUCACCUUGUGCCAGCCCCUCUGAAGGCUCACUCGAGAGCGGAGAGACAGGGGGAAGUGGUGAGAGCGGUAUUGCUAGUGGGAACUGUACACCGAAACGGCCUGAGAUGGGCGACAGGGUGCGAGGAGUGGGAGAGUGGGAGAACGAAAGAGGAGAGAUCAUGGAGAGGGAGAAGGAGUGGAGCUCAGUUAAGGUCAGCGAGGCUUUGCAGGAGUGGCAGAGAGAGACUGAGCGGAGGAGUGUAGGAGGAGGCGUCAGCAGUGGAGGAAACAAUAAUAACACCACUACUAAUUCAGCGGGUAGGAAGAAGAAAGACGAAGCCUGUGAGUUCUGUGGUAAACAGUUCCGCAACAGCAGCAACCUGACUGUGCACCGCCGCAGCCACACAGGUGAACGACCUUACCGUUGCGGCCUCUGCAACUACGCCUGCGCUCAGAGUUCAAAAUUAACGCGCCACAUGAAGACCCACGGUGCCCAAGGAGCCAAAGCUCCCUUUUUGUGCCAGCUGUGUGCGGUACCCUUUACUGUAUAUGCCACCCUGGAGAAGCACCUGAAGAAAGUUCACGGCUUGAGCCACGCCAGCGUAGGAGCGUACGCGCAGACGAGCGCCGCCGACAAUCAGGUCGCAAUAAAGGCUGAAGAAGAAGCAGUAGUGGUGAAAAUGGAGGAGGAUGAAGCCAGUUUGGAUCAGAUGGAAACGGGGAGCAAGAGUGAUGAGGUGAAAAUUAUGGAGGUGAAGGAAGGGCAGAGCCAAGAUGAGUAUGUGGAGAACAGAGGGAGUCCAGCCAUCGAGGGCGACCUCCCACCUGAGGGCAGCGCAGAAGUGGGCAUAGCUUUGACUUCUGCACCGUGAGAGCGGUUGUCAUUCACUGUUGUUGACAUUUAAAAUAGCACUGUAUAGGAUUUAAUCACCCUUCAAAUUAACAAAAAAAAACUUGUCCCACUAUUGAACUGACAGUCAAGUUAAACUGGAAUUUAAAGAAGAAGCUGCAGCAGAACUGUAGAAAGCAGCAGGCAGUCCCGUCCUCUGCCAGCACUGAGGCACCCAGCAGCCAGUCACAUUGUUCACGAUUGUAUGCAAAGCUGCCGGUUAAAACUAAGUGCCUGCAGUAGUUUAAACCACAGAGCAAAACAAGGCCAUGACAUUCAACAGGGAGAUUACCAGAGCUCUUGAACAGGAAGUGAACCGCCACAGUCCACACCGACACAGGAAACUGAUCACCAUGUUGCACUGCAGGAUGCAAAAGACGAGUGAUUUAUCUCUCUGGUGACCCACUGGACAGGUGAAGACCGAUAUUAACUGUCAGAUAACAAAGAGAAGCGAUUAUGUUAAAUAAUAAUAAAAAAAAAUCUUAGCAAUAGAAUGAUGUUAAUAUAUUUUCAGCAUCAGCACUGGCAGAUGGAAAGAGGUCAUAUUGUGCUACCUAGCUGUUGCUGGUUUUCUUUUGAGAAGACCUUUUAAAGACUAAAGAUGUUUGGACAGACACAAGGGGGGGAAAUGAAUCCAAACACUGUCUGCCUGGAGUUUCUCAAACUCCUCUUUUUAAAGGCGCUUGGUUGUCACAACACUUGUCACUUAACAUAAUGUUUACAGGGCUCAUGGGGCCUCACAAGGUUGUGCUCCUGACUUUGUGACAGUAUGUACGGAUGAUUUUCUUUGUUUUGUUUUUUUUUCUAAUUUUAUAAAUGUGAAUAAUGAGACUUUAAAGUCUCAUCUACUGAUGUUUUCCAUUAUUAGUUUCUAUGCAUAAAAAAACAAUUUUACCUACAUGUGAAACGGGUGUGUAUUAUUUUUCUCUAUUUGUACUUAUUGUGAUGGUAACUUCCCUUUUCCAUUGUUUACAUUUGUAAAGUGCCGGACUGCUUGAAGCUCAUGCAUGUUUUGUAGCCAUUUAAAACUGUUCUGUUUUUUUUUUUUUGUUUGUUUUGUUUUUUGUCACCUGUGUUUUGAAUUAUUCCUUAUUUAUGAAUGCUGCAUGUUGGUGAUUGUGUAACUGAAAAAAGUCUGUUGAACGACAGGGUUGCGAGGUGUAGUAGUAGUUGUGGAUUGGUGGAGUUGCCAAACGAGCACUUGGGUGAGCAAGUUUGUGUGUGUGUGUGUGUGUGUGUGUGUGUGUGUGUGCGUGCGUGCGUGCGUGCGUGUGUGUGUAGGGAAAAAAAAUCCACUGGUGACACUUCUACUUGAACCCUUUGUCCUGUGAUCUUGUGUCCAAAGCAUGACUUCGCUGGUCAUAAUUGGCGUGUCUGUGCUUCUGACGGGUGUCAUCAUGUGUCAACGAUGAGGAUUUAAGUUCAGAAACUCGAGAUGAACAUGAGGAAAUCUGUUCGUUUAACAUAUAUAAACGGGACAGAGACGUCAAGUAGAGCGCUGCUGACUCUUUUGUGACUACUGUGAUGACUGUGUUACAUAUUGGAUUUCUGCUUCAUGUCAGGGACACUUUUUGAGGAAAAAACAAAUUCUUCUGUGUUGUAUGAAUGAGUGCAGUGUAACUGUUCAGGGAUAAUAUUUUGUACAUAUAUUCUUGCUGUUGCCGUCACUAUUGUUAUAUUAUUAUUAUUAUUAUUAUUAUUAUUAUUAUUAACUGCCUGUCACUGUUACAUGCCCUCCACUUUGCUGAUCGUCUCCUUUGCUUAACACUGGCUAUUGUGAAGCUAUAUCGCUCUGCUGUCUUUGUAAACUUGACACCAUUUUGUAAUUGAUCUUGUCAUGAGGAGCCUCAAUAAAGAAUUGAGGUGAAA